CCAACUCCAUCUCAUAUAUAUAUCAUAUAUGUAUAUAGCUUUAAUUAGCUAAUUCUCUCAGUCUCAGCACUACUACUGUACUGCACAUACACACACCUAGCUAUAUAGAUUAUAUGGCAGCAGCAGCAGCAGCAGCUGCUUCAAGAAUCAGCAGUGGUGCAGCGGUACUACUAAUUAUUUGCAGGCUGUGGUUAGGUUUAGUAGCAAUAUUACUAUUGUCGUUUCAUCCUCAGCUUGUGCAUGGAAUCAAGAGAUGGCCUCGCGGAAGUUCCACUAGAUUCUAUGACUUCAAGGUGCAAAUGAAGCGAGUGACGAAGCUAUGCAACACCAAAAACAUAGUCACCAUUAAUGGCAUGUUCCCUGGACCUGUGGUGUAUGCUCAAGAAGAUGAUCGGGUUAUUGUUAAAGUCUCCAACCUCACACCUUAUAACGCUACAAUCCACUGGCACGGUGUCCGGCAGAGGCUAACGUGCUGGUCCGACGGGCCUUCCUACGUGACCCAGUGCCCAAUCCAGAGCGGGCAGAGCUUCAGCUACGAGUUCACCCUAAUUCAGCAGAAGGGCACCCUCUUCUGGCACGCUCACUUCUCAUGGCUUCGAGCCACUGUUUAUGGUGCUAUGGUUGUCUACCCCAAACCCGCCGUUCCAUACCCUUUUCCUUACCCCUAUCAGGAGCACAUUCUUAUUCUAGGGGAGUAUUGGGUGAGAGACAUAGCCCGACUAGAGCGAGCAGUUCUGGCGAGCGGAGGAGGGCCUCCUACUGCAGAUGCUUUCACCAUCAAUGGCCAUCCUGGUCCCAAUUAUAACUGCUCCUCCAAUGGCAAGCACUACAAAUCAUUUCAUUAUGUGUACAAGAUUGAUGUAGUUCCAGGGAAGACAUACCUGCUUAGACUGAUCAACGCAGGGAUGAACACAGAAAACUUCUUUGCAAUUGCUAGUCAUAAACUGACAAUUGUGGAAGCAGAUGCAGAGUACACGAAGCCAUACACCACAGACCAGGUCAUGCUGGGGCCUGGCCAGACACUAAAUGUUCUCGUCACUGCCAAUCAACCCAUAGCCAGAUAUUCCAUGUCCUUGGGCCCUUACAUGUCUGCACAAAAUGUACCCUUCCAGAACAUAACUUCCAUAGCCUAUUUCCACUACUUAGGCGCCACACCAAACAGCUUAUCUUUACCAGCUUCUCUUCCAACCUUCAACGACAAUUUCGCUGUUAAAACCGUGAUGGAUGGGCUUAGAGGGCUGGAUACUUCUUCACAAGUUCCGAAAGAAAUCGACAGAAACCUCUUUGUCACCAUCGGCGUCAAUGUCCAAAAGUGCAGCAGAAAGAACCCUAAGCAGAACUGCCAAGGGGUUAAUGGUGGGGUUAUGGCAGCUUCCAUGAACAACAUAAGUUUUAUGAGGCCUACUACCAUUUCGCUCUUAGAAGCUUACUACAAGGGCAUCGAUGGCUACUUUACAGACAACUUUCCCGAGUCACCCCUGAAGUUCUAUGAUUUUGUAUUUGGGGCACCUAAUAAUGCUCCCAAUGAUACCAACUCCAUGAAUGGAACUAGGGUUUUUGUGGUGGAGUAUGGAACUCGAAUCCAGCUAAUCUUGCAGGAUACUGGGACUGUUUCGACUGAAAACCAUCCUAUUCAUCUUCAUGGAUACAGCUUCUAUGUUGUGGGCUAUGGCAGCGGCAACUACAAUCCCGAUACGGCGAAACUCAAUAUAGUCGACCCGCCCUACAUGAACACCAUUGGAGUUCCUGUUGGUGGAUGGGCUGCAAUCAGAUUCAUCGCGGAUAAUCCAGGGGUUUGGUUUAUGCACUGCCAUUUGGACAUACAUUUAUCGUGGGGAUUGUCUGUGGUGUUCAUCGUCAAAAAUGGGGAAGGACCACUGGAAACCCUGCCCCAUCCUCCCGCUGAUUAUCCUCGCUGCUAAGAGUCCAGUCCAGUCCAGUCCAGCCCAAUCAAUAACGAUUUUAGUUAAUGAUGAGAUAAAUUAUUUUAAGAAAAAUGCAAGUGUGUAUUAAUUGGGAGUGAUUCUUUUCACAUGACAUGAUGAGUUGAGAAGAAUCUUUAUCAUUAAGUUUGUAAUUUCUACAUUCAUUUCUGUCUGUCUUUCCCCUAAAUUGACAGCAAUAAUCAUUGAAAUAUGUCUAUAUAUCUGUAUAUGAGCCAUGUUUAGUAUUGUGAAGAAACAA
Molecule: messenger RNA, 2184 nt
Organism: Andrographis paniculata
Lineage: Eukaryota; Viridiplantae; Streptophyta; Magnoliopsida; Lamiales; Acanthaceae
Product: laccase-6
Exons: 6
Coding region: 114-1922 (602 amino acids)
Biological process (GO): lignin catabolic process
Cellular component (GO): apoplast
Molecular function (GO): copper ion binding; hydroquinone:oxygen oxidoreductase activity
Source: RefSeq, a predicted model, not a curated record